UCUGUACUGUAUUUGUACUUCAAUUUAAUUUUUAUUUAUAAAAUUCAAACGAGACCCGUUUAGCUAGAACUGUUAAUGUUAUUGUGUCGCCGUGUUGAUAUUUCUCGAAGCUGUCAACUGGCUUCAAAGGAUCGUCUGAGAUAACGUCGUGAGACGCGUGUGGCAGCGGUGCAGAGCCGGCUAUUCGCACCAUCCACCCUUCAUCAAGACCACCGGCAUCAUGAAACCACGCGAUGACUACAGGAACGGCGAUGGCGGAGCAACUUCAUCGGCGUCCCGUUCUGAUGACAGUGAUGGCGAGGAGGCCAGCGCACUGGAGCAAGAACUCCAAUUGGAUGACCCAGAUGCGCCUGCGCGAACGCUCGCCGCACUCAACGCGCUGCGAAAAGCCCGACAGCAUUAUGACGUUCUACUUGCGGCGGCAGGCGAAGAGGUAGCUGCACACCGCGCAGUAUUGGCUGCCGUUUCUCCGUGCCUGCUCGCUAUGUUCGGCGAACCACCUCCCACUGCCGCGCCUGUAACGUUACGCGUACCCGGCGUAGACGCGGACGCGUUACGCGAGCUCGUCGAGUACGCUUACACGGGAAAGUUGCGAGUACGCGACACGGCGGCCGCACGGCGCGUUUACUGCGCGGCUACAAAGUUGCGUGUGGAGCCUGUAAGAGCUCAUCUCGCUGAACGUCUGCUACGACAUCUAACGCCGAGCGAUUGUCUUGCGUUGCGCUCGCUGCCCGAACUCGCGCCACAACACCGCACUCAGCUCGACGCGUAUAUUGCCGAGAAUUUCGACGAAAUUUGUUCGAGCGGCGCACUCGCUGCAUUACCUCUGAUCCGCAUUGAGCUGUUACGCGAGACGAGCGCUGAAGGCGGGGAGGAGGCCCCAGCCGCCGUGGCUGAUGCAGCCCUCGCCUGGUUGCGUGACCAUCACGCUGCGGACAUUGAUUUGGACGAAUUAUGUUCGCGCACACACUUGCUGUUCGUCGAUGGUUCAGGGGCGUUACGGGACUGCGGGGAGCUGCCAGCUGCGAGUGGGGACGCCCCAGAACUGCAAGAGUACAGGCGUGAGAGAGAGCGUGAGAGGGCCACACGACGACGUGACCGUUUUAUCGCAACAAACCUCCCGGAUGAUGAUCACGUACCGUCUCAACCACAAUCGCAAAGCGGCGCACAAUCUGAGUGCACGGUUAUAGCGGCGCGUGCGGGCGCGUGCGGCGUAACGCGUGCAGUCGUGGCGUUGCGUGGAAGACUGGCGGCAGCGCGCGCCGCUUGGAGGACCGGCGGGGCAGACGGGCCUCGUGGGGGAAGGUUAGCGGCAGAGGGUGCGGGACAGGCCCGUGCCCACAUGUCAGUGGGUCGUUGCGCAGUAGGCGCGGCCGCUUUGGGCUCACGCCUAGUUGUAUGCGGCGGUUACGACCGCGUACGCGUCUUACGUGCCGCCGAGACUUACGACCCGCGUACGAACGAGUGGACGCCUUUGCCGGAUAUGAAACGCGCGCGCGCACGCUUCCCCGCGGCUCGCCUCGGUAACGCACUCUACGUGUUUGGCGGCUCCGAUGGACAGACCGAGCUGGACUCUGUUGAUGUCUAUGAGGAGAAUGACGCGGGUGGAGGUGCGUGGCGUGCUCGCGCGAAAAUGCCUUUAGCACGUUCUUAUGCGGCCGCCGCAGCGGAUACGUCACGCGGCGCCCUGUAUGUGGUGGGCGGCUGGGCUGGUGGCCGCAGCCUACGAGCUGUGCAUCGCUACGUACCUGAUACCGAUACAUGGAGCGAAACGCCCCCGCUGAACACCGGCCGUUCGCAAUGCGCAGGCGUCGUGUGGGAAGACGCUUUGUGGGUGUUCGGUGGCUGUGAUACGUGGAACUGCAUCGCUUCAACGGAGACGCUGUCGCUGAAAGACGAAGGGGCCGUUUGGGUUGAAGGUCCGCCAUUGGCAACCGCGAGGCGUUCGGUUGGCGCGGCGGUCUGGCGAACGCACGGUGUUGUAGCGGGCGGGUCGGCCGGUGCAGCCUCUUUGCGGGACACGGCAUUCUUGUCCCGAGGAGAUGCUUCUUGGAAAUCGGGACCGAUGCUACGUCGCCCACGAGCCGCGCCUGCACUAGUCGCUCUCGACGAUGUUUUAUACGCUGUGGGUGGUUUCUCCGGCAAAGAGUUCCUGGCUUGCGUCGAGUGUCUGUACGAAACAGAUGGACAGUGGACUACUCUCUGCUCGCUACCGGCGCCGGCCUCACCUCUUGCGCUUGAUGACCAGCUGUCCGUACACAUGCAAAAGGAGAUCGUGCCGCAGGAGAAUGGAUUAAGCCCUCAGUGACGUCACGCGCCUCUUCACCACACAUUCCAAGCGCGGCCGCGCAUUUAUCACUGUUAACAGCAUUUACCUCAGAGUAACAGUUAAGUAACGGGGCGUUAAUAUUUUAUACUUAUUUCUCACUAAAUUACAAAAAUAGGCUUUCGAUUUAGUUUUAUAAUAUUAUUAAUUUCAUCCGUCUCCACUAUCUAUUUGGGUCUUAUGUUCGACUUCCGGGUCGGGCCGUAAUUAAAAAACGUGUGUGUACUUAUGUACACGCGUUAGAAAUUAUACUUCUUUGGCGUAAC
This is a messenger RNA of Pararge aegeria (speckled wood butterfly), 2592 nucleotides long. Its product is annotated as kelch-like protein 3. The transcript is spliced from 12 exons. Gene Ontology annotation, molecular function: protein binding. NCBI's taxonomy places the organism in Eukaryota, Metazoa, Arthropoda, Insecta, Lepidoptera, Nymphalidae. Bases 221 to 2308 code for a protein of 695 amino acids. The record is from RefSeq and is a predicted model, not a curated record.